Jaculus jaculus (lesser Egyptian jerboa) is the source of this 2947-nucleotide messenger RNA. It is a transcript of the gene Muc20, whose product is annotated as mucin 20, cell surface associated. The coding region runs from base 91 to 1902 and encodes 603 amino acids. The transcript is spliced from 4 exons. Gene Ontology annotation, biological process: hepatocyte growth factor receptor signaling pathway. Lineage: Eukaryota; Metazoa; Chordata; Mammalia; Rodentia; Dipodidae. The record is from RefSeq and is a predicted model, not a curated record.
UGGCCUGCCCUGCCUUCCUGGGUUGAGGAAACAGGAAAAAGCUGGGGAGAGGCAGGUCUGCCAGGCAGUGGUGGUCAGUGCCCAGCUAGGAUGGGCUCUGUCUGGGGCCUGGCUCUGCCUCUUCUUUUCUUCUGCUGGGAUGCUGAUGUCUUUGGGAACUCUGCAGGCCUCGGUACCAGCAGCCCAGUUUUUUUGGUGACAAACACAACAGAAGUGCCUGCCUUGCCUCAAGGAGUGAGGAUAAAGACAGAGGGAGCCUUCCAAAGCACUGACCUUGCUGAGUACUCAACAGUGAGCCAUGCUUCUUUGGAAACUCAAUUCCUGAGCGCUAAGGCCAUUUCUAAGACCUUUAUACCAACCAGUACCAUUUCAGAAAGCCCAAACACUUCCCCUGUUACAGAAACCACGGAGACCCAGACCACCUACACAGCAGCAGUGACCCUGGAGUCCCAGACCACUUCCCCUGCAGAAGAGACCAGGAAGACCCAGAAAACCUACCCUGCAGAAGAGACUAGAGAACCCCAGCCCACCUAUACUGCAGCAGCCACCCUGAAGUCCCAGGCCACUUUCUCUGUAAUAGAGACCAGAAAGACCCAGACCACGCCCCUUGAAGCAGAGACCAGGUUAGCCCAGGACACUUCCCUGGAAACAGAGGCUGGGAAGCUGCAAACUACUACCUCUGUAGCAGAGACCAGGCUUCCUCAGACCACUUUCUCCCAGACCAGAGUACUUAGGAAGAUAAUAACUUCCAACUUUGUGGCUGUGCUCACCACCCCUAUGGAGACUUCUGCAACAAGUGGCAAUCUCCGGAGAACAGGAGUAAGCCUGGUUGAGACUGGUAUAGGCCCUGGUCCCACAGACGUCACCUUUUCCACCAUCUGUACUGAUGAUAGCUCUGAAGAAGCAAACAGGGUCACGAUUGGCUUCUUGACAUUGGCAAACACCUCCAAAGAAGCUGAGAGCCUGUCCUCAGAAAGCAGCUCCUCUUCAGAGAGCUCAGUUCAGGUCAUCUUCAGCCCACAAAUGAGGGGACCUGACACUGAGACUCCAGCUAAAGACCUGUUUGCCUAUGGCAUCACCCACAUUGAAUUUGGCAACUGUAGCAUCACAGAUAUAGAAACAGCUGCCAUCAUCUCUGGUACCUCAGACACAGACCAGAGCUCUGCAGGAGGGAUGGCCUUGUCCACCUCUAAGACAUCAGCUAUGUCCCACUCCACUGAGGCAAUGUCACAUAUCUCUCAGACCACAAAAUCAGCCACCCUUGAGACCACACUCCCCAUUAGCAGCACCAUAGAAAGCAAACCGACAGCAGCCAAGAAGACCACCCCCAGUACAACUUUGGUAACAGUUACAAGGAACCCAUUGGAAGAAACCUCAGCCCUCUCUAUUGAAAAACAAAGCCAGACUGAACUCUUAAGAACAGCCUCCAUGGAUGCUGGGUCAACAGUGGACAAUGUGAUUUCUUUUGCUCAUUCCUCAGCUUUGGUCAACAGCCCCCCAGCAUUAACCACGACCAAGUAUUCCAUCCCCUCUGAGAGGGUUACCACAGAUGGCAUAACCAACAGGCCCUUCUUUAUCAGUGGAAACCCUUUUCCUUUUUUCUAUUUGACUACAACCAGACUCAACAAGAAAACAAGCAUUACCUUAGCCCAGACUACAGCCUCACCAAAGACCCUGAUGAAGUUCUCAACAUCUAUUCCUACAACUUUAUGGAUAAGGCAGACCACAAAAGCUACUCCAGGUGGAGAUAAAGGUUUCCUCCUUGUGCAUCUGACUGUAGCUUCCCCAGAGGACCUUACUGAGCCCAGAGUGACAGAGAGGCUGAUGGAACAGCUCCACUGUGAACUGCGCAACCGUAUGCCACUUACUCAAGUCACCUUACUGCGAGUCAGGAGGGGCUGAAGAAUGACAGAGAACAGAGAAACAGUGAUGCUUGUGGCCUGGGCGCCCAUCACCUGGCUGAGAUGGACCCAGAAGUUUCCCAUGAAGGACCAGCUGGCCCAAGCCUCUUACCCUAGAUGUGGCCACAGGAUCCUGGCUUACUUAUGCCUGAGUGUAUGAGUGAGGGUAAAGGGACUGCCCUGUUUCCAACAAUGCCCUUUACUUCCCCUGGCAAGUGUGUUGUGUUUCAGGAAAGAGACCUUCUCACACGUCCAUGUACUUCCAUCUGGUACUAAAAUGAUACUCAGUGUGAUCCAGAGACUACAUUGAACCCAUGUGCUUUUGGCACUUUUGUUAUAUAGAGAACUUUGUGCAUCCUCACUAUUCUCUUUGUCUUUGUUCCCUAGUUCUUGGUUUGGCUUGGCACUCACCAAGAUUAGCCCUGGAGCCUACUGUACCUUGAGCUAUGGAUUAAUCAGCUUUCCACACUAUAGCAAAAUAUGAGAUAAUUAACUUGAUAAGAGAAAGACUUGUUUUUGCUCACAGUUGUGGAGAUUCCAGGUUUAAAUCAGGCAGACCUAUUGCUUUGGGCCUUAAUUGGGGGUGUUAGAUGACAACAGAGGGGAGUGCAUGCAGAAUAAACUGCUCGCCUGUUAUCAUAUGGGAGGAUGGAAGAGGAAGGUGACACCUCAGUCCCUUUCAAGAACAUGCCCAAGACCCAAGAAUUUAUCACUAGGCCUCAUUUCUUAAAGGUUCUGCCAUCUCCUCAUAGAGCCACCUUGUAGUGGUUUGAAUGUAAAUUGUCCUCCAAGUAUCAUAUGUUUGUGAUUAAGCCUCAUACAUUAUCCCCAGCUGGUAGAGAGCCUUGGGAGGUGGUGCUUUGCUGGGAGUGGGACUUUAACUUUUAUAGACCAGCCUUGAUUGCCAGUUCUAGUUAGCUCAGUCUCUUUGCUUCCUGCUGCUAUAGAAAUGUAAUGCCCUCCUGUCAAUUCCUUUCAUGCUUCUGUACCAUGAUAAAAUGUCUCCUUGAAACUAUGAGUCAGAAAUAAACCGGUUUCUUCUAUAA